Messenger RNA from Petromyzon marinus (sea lamprey), 6299 nucleotides. RefSeq names its product contactin-2-like. Gene Ontology annotation, cellular component: axon; plasma membrane. Gene Ontology annotation, molecular function: cell-cell adhesion mediator activity. Gene Ontology annotation, biological process: cell-cell adhesion; axon guidance; brain development. The record is from RefSeq and is a predicted model, not a curated record. Lineage: Eukaryota; Metazoa; Chordata; Hyperoartia; Petromyzontiformes; Petromyzontidae.
AAACAUACAUUAUAAACAUGCAAUGAAAUGCUUAAGAAACAUUGUAUACAUUUUUGCUUGGAUUAACGUGAAUUGUCAUACAGGAAUAGAUUAUGGGUUCCACUAUGCUUAGUGGGCAAUUGGCAGAUCGCCAUUGGUAGCCCUGAACUAUUGAUUGAAAAUUUCCAUUCCCAUAAUGGACACCAUACCCAUCAUGGGAUAAAUUUGUUGACUCACUACAAAGCAGUACAAAUUUUGUAUCAACCCUGGCAAUGGACAGAGUAAACCUUUCGCCUACAUUCAAACCGUUAGCUGAGCCCUCUGCUCACAACACCACCCUGCUGGUUGGCUGGAGGGUGGCGUGUUGUUAUGUGACGACGUCAGGAUAAGAGAGCAGCUCUCCGCUCACUCAGGCUGUGUGUUUUCGAGCGACUAUCUCAGCAGCCAAGUCUUCUCAGCCUGUCCUCCGGCCCGGGAAUACUAAUCAGCUGCGCACUUCGCGUCCUUUGUUGUCGACAGGGCCUGGCAGAGCGAGUGGCGUUGGCUUGUGAAGGGCAGGAGGGAUGAGGGCAGCCCGGGGCCUCGUGCUUCUGUUGGUGCUACUCGCAGUCGUCUGCCUCGCAGGGGCCAGGAAGGGCAGCGGCGGUAGCCGCACCGGCGGCAGCCGGUCUCGUGGUGGCUCCAGCCAUAGCGCAGGGAGCAACACCCAGAAGACCAAGCCUGGCUCCAGCUCCAGCUCCGGCUCCAGAACAGGCACGGGCGGCGGCGGCGGCAGCCAAACGGACUCGCACUACAAGCCGAAACCCGACACGUCCCGCACAUCUGGAUCCUCCAACCCAGGGGCGGCCAACCCACCUUCAAACCCGGCGUGGGCCCCCCCUGUCUUCCGUCCUAUCCCUAAAAACCCCGGGGCAGCUUCCAAACCUCUCGACAACAAGCCCGCCGGGUUCCCCUACCCGGCAGCCGGCGGCGCCGUGGCCGGCGGCGCCGUGGCCGGCGGUGCUGUGGCGGGCGGAGCUGUGAUGGGAGGGUCCAGUGCGGUUCACCCAGGCUCUGUCCCCAGAGUCGCGAGUCCCAAUGUCAAAGCGGAGCAGCCGGCCCCUGGAGUGGGCCAGGCUGCGCCAGGGUAUGGCCAGCCUGCUCAAGGUCAACCGGGUCAAGGAUUUGGCCAACCAGGUCAUGGUCAGCCAGGCUAUGGUCAGCCAGGCUAUGGUCAGCCUGCUCAAGGUCAACCAGGUCAAGGGUUUGGCCAGCCAGGUCGUGGUCAGCCAGGCUAUGGCCAGCCUGCUCAAGGUCAACCAGGUCAAGGGUUUGGCCAGCCAGGUCAUGGUCAGCCAGGCUAUGGUCAGCCAGGCUAUGGCCAGCCUGCUCAAGGUCAACCGAGUCAAGGGUUUGGCCAACCAGGUCAUGGUCAGCCAGGCUAUGGUCAGCCAGGCUAUGGCCAGCCUGCUCAAGGUCAACCAGGUCAAGGGUUUGGCCAGCCAGGUCAUGGUCAGCCAGGCUAUGGUCAGCCUGCUCAAGGUCAACCGGGUCAAGGGUUUGGCCAGCCAGGUCAUGGUCAGCCAGGCUAUGGUCAGCCAGGCUAUGGUCAGCCAGGCUAUGGCCAGCCUGCUCAAGGUCAACCGGGUCAAGGGUUUGGCCAGCCAGGACAUGGUCAACCAGGUCAUGGUCAGCCAGGCUAUGGUCAGCCAGGCUAUGGCCAGCCUGCUCAAGGUCAACCGGGUCAAGGGUUUGGCCAGCCAGGACAUGGUCAACCAGGUCAUGGUCAGCCAGGCUAUGGUCAGCCAGGCUAUGGCCAGCCUGCUCAAGGUCAACCGGGUCAAGGGUUUGGCCAGCCAGGACAUGGUCAACCAGGUCAAAUUCAACCUGGACAGCCAGGAUAUGGCCAAGGUGGUGUUCCUGGAUAUGGGCAAACUGGUCCAGGUUAUGCUCAUCCAGGUCUGAGGCCCGGCCAAUCAGGCCCAGGGUACGUCCCAGGCCAGGGUCAACCUGGACCCGGAUUUGGACAACCCAAUCCGGGCUAUGGUCAGCCUGGCUAUGGACAAUCUGGUCCAGGCUUUGCCCAGCCUGGCCUAAGGCAUGGACAGUCGGGUCCUGGAUAUGUUCCAGGCCAGGGACAACCAGGACAGGGGUAUGGACAGCCUGGAGGUGGGUAUGGGCAGCCUAGGCCAGGCUAUGCCCAACCGGGUCAACCGGGCUAUGGUCAGCCGGGCUAUGGUCAGCCGGGCUAUGGUCAGCCUGGCUACGGUCAGCCUGGCUAUGGUCAGCCGGGCUACGGUCAGCCGGGCUACGGUCAGCCGGGCUAUGGUCAGUCGGGUUAUGGUCAGCCGGGCUAUGCUCAGCCGGGCUAUGGUCAGGCUGGCUUCAACCGGCCUGGUUGGAAUGCCCCAGUACAGCCUGCAGGUCAACCAGGCUACCAUUAUGGCCAGAACAAUCCAGGAUACGGUGGCUAUGGUGGCGGCUAUGGUGGUGGCUAUGGUGGCGGCUAUGGUGGAGGCUAUGGUGGCUCUGGGGGAUUUGGAGGCUUUGGUCAGUCUCCGGGAUUUGGUAGGGGCGGCUCUGGAUUUGGGGGUUUCGGCGGCCAGGGUUUCGGCGGGCAGGGUUUCGGCGGCCAGGGCUACGGCGGCUACAAGCCGCGCAGCAACCUGCCCUACUGGGCGAUGGGCGCCGUGGCUGGCUACGGCCUCUACCGCUUCGGGAGGUUCACCGGCUCAAUGGACCAGCAGCACCACCACCACCACUAUCACCACGACAACACCGGCAGGAGGAUCGACUCCUCUGCCGACGGAAGGGGCACGCCAGGGGCUGGUGCCGGUGGGAAGCCAUGGAUUCCCACCUACCCCAAUGGCACCGAUCUUCCUCUCGAAGAAAUCGGUCCGUUUGGCCCGAUAUUCUUUGAGGAGCCGACGGACACGUUGUAUCCAGAGGAUUCGCCGGAAAAAACCGUGACCCUACGCUGCCUUGCCAAGUCAAAUCCACCCGCUACGUACAGAUGGCGUCACAAUGGCACGGAGAUCAAGUGGAAUAAGAGAUACAGCCUGGAGGGCGGAAACCUGGUGAUCUCGGACCUAGACAGGGACCAGGACGCGAGCACCUUCCAGUGCCUGGCCACCAACCGCUUUGGCACCCUUGCCAGCAAACAAGCCACGCUAAAGUUCGCCCAUCUGGACCGGUUCCCAUCGGAGGAGCGGGGCCCUCUGCGCGUGCGGCUGCAGAACAGCCUGGUGCUGCUGUGCAACCCCCCGUCCCACUACCCAGACGUCGAGUACCAGUGGCUGCUCAACGAGUUCCCGGAGCUGGUGCCACAGGACGAGCGGCGCUUCGUGUCGCAGCAGACGGGCAACCUGUACAUCGCGCGGGUUGAGGCCAGCGACGCCGGGCGCUACGCCUGCCUCUUGCGCAGCACGCUCGGCCGCCACAGCCCCAACGUCAACAUCUUCAGCGCCUUCGCGGCCCUCGAGAUACGGCGUGACUCCCCCAUGAUGAGCUUGCUGCCGCGCAUCGAGGUGAAGCUACCGGCGGAAACGGUGGUGCUCAAGGGAGAUAACCUACGCCUCGAGUGCUUCGCUCUUGGGAACCCCGUGCCAAGCAUCUCGUGGCAACGCAAGGACGGGCGGCUGCCGGAUCGCACACGCCUCUCGGUGAGUGCCGCCGUGCUGGAGGUGGCGGACGUGACCCACGAGGACGAGGGAGUCUACGUGUGCAACGCCACCAACGCUCUGGGCAGCGUCCUCUCCGAGGGGCACAUCACCGUACAAGCUCAGCCAGAGUUUGUGUUUGGACUGGACAACAUAAUGGCAGAUGUGGACCAGGACCUGAACUGGACAUGCAAAGCCAAGGGGAGGCCUGCACCAACCUAUCAGUGGCUCAAGAAUGGGGAGCCAAUCGCCCCUCUGGCGGGCAAGGUGUUGGUGGCCGAAGGGGAGCUGAACAUCGUGAACCUGAACGUCGGCGACUCGGGCAUGUACCAGUGUGUCGCCAAGAAUGAACACGGCAUCAUCUACUCCAACGCGGAGCUCAGGGUGCUGGCCUCGAAACCAGAGUUCGACCCCAAUCCGCUAUCCCGCGUGGUCCAGAGCGCCUUGGGGGGCAAGGCCAUUGUCCCGUGCCUGCCCCAGGCUGCCCCCAAGCCGAACAUCACCUGGAGCCGUGGGACGGAGCUGCUGCACGUGCACAGCCGGAUGUCCGUGCUUGAAGACGGGAGUCUGGUGAUCCCAGAUCUGCGCAGAACGGACCAGGGCAACUACACGUGCUUCGCUGAAAACAAACUGGGCAAGGCCAACGCCACGUUCACCCUGCUCGUCAAAGACGCGACCAUGAUCAAGCUGGCCCCGAAGGACACGCGCGUCACCGUGGGGGAGAACGCCACGCUGCUGUGCCGCGUGUCGCACGACCGCACGCUCGACGUCGCCUUCCUGUGGCUCCACAACGGAUACCCCCUCGACACCGUGUCGCCCGAGUCGCCCUUCCGCCGCAUCUCAGCGGACAAGGGCACAGGAGACAUUCGGAUAAUACACGUGCUGCUUUACCACGCUGGAAACUACACCUGCCUGGCACACACUGCAGCUGACAGUGUGAUGGCCCAUGCAGUACUGCUCGUCAGAGGGCCCCCCGGCCCGCCGGGCGGGGUGAUCGCGGACAACGUCACCGCCAACACGGCGACGGUGGCGUGGAGCCCUGGCACGGACAACGACAGCCCAAUCACGCGCUACGUCAUCCAGGGCCGGCCCGUGGGCACCUUCAAGUGGAAAGACCUUGUCACAGCUCCACAGGAGAUCGAAGGAAACGUAGACACGGCGAGGGUGGAGGGUCUCCGGCCGUGGCUGGACUACGAGUUCCAUGUCAUCGCCAUCAACACGCUUGGCUUCGGGGAGCCGAGCCAGCCCUCCCGCCCGGUCCGCACGCUGCCUGACGUACCGACCACUGCUCCGUUCGGCAUCACCGGUGGUGGAGGGAGACACCGGGAGCUCACCAUCACGUGGACCCCGGUUUCCCGGGAGUACCAUUACGGCCCAGGCUUCGGCUACGUCGUCGCUUUCCGGCCCAACGGCACGGUCACCUGGACGGAGACUCUCGUGCCGGACCCGGACUCGGCGCGUUACGUGCACCCCAACGCCAGCUCCUUGCCCUACAUGCCCUUUUACGUCAAGGUUCGAGCCUUCAACCAGAAGGGGGAUGGGCCCUACAGUCACGUGGCCCUCGUCUACUCGGCCGAGGACGAGCCGACUCGGGCGCCCGAGGGCGUGCACGUCAGGGGCACGUUGGCCUCCCAAAUCUCGCUGGCAUGGGAGGAAGUGCCACCUGAAUCCUUCACCGGAAAGCUGCUGGGCUACGAGAUCCGCUACUGGAAGAAGGGCGAGGUGGAGGAGUCGGCGGACCACGUGAAGACGGAAGGAGACGACAUAGCUGCGCACGUGUCUGGCCUGCAGCCGUCCAGCACCUACCUACUCAACGUGCGCGCCUAUAACGGAGCGGGCUCGGGGCCGCCCAGCGACACCGUCAACGCCACCACGCAGCCCUCGCCUCCUCAGGAGGUGCCGGUGAUCAAGAUGAAGAGCCAGCAGGAGUUGACCGUCGUCCUGGCCUGGAGUCCCAUAAAAGCACACUCCAAUGAGUCAACCCUUACUGGCUACAGGGUCGUGUAUUGGUCCAUGAACCAGCGGCCGAUCGAGCGUCACGACUUCAUAACCCAGGAGACGACGGUGCCUCUCAAGGUCAAGGUGGCGGGCGACUACAUGGUGGAGACGCGGGCGAUGAGCGUCGGCGGGGAAGGGCCGCCCGGACGCUUCAACUUCUCCAUCGCGGAUGUUGAAAGAAGGAUCAAUCAGGAAACCAAAUCGCAAGUUCAAGAAGCGAAUCCCGGUGGAGGAGGACAAGUGGCUGCAGCAUCUUUCUGGGGAGCCUUGAUGGCUUGCGCCAUUCCUCUCCUUUCCUCCGCCCUCCUGCUGGGAUCUUCGUGAAGACGUCCCCUGAGCACCACCCUCUUCCCCCCCCCCCCCACAACAUCUCCCUCUCCCCCCCACAGCAUCUCCCUCCCUCUUAGUGUCUCCAUCGUCCCUGUAACCCCCACCAACGUUCACACCCCCCUGUCGUUCCAUCGUCUCCCGCUCCUUCUUCGCACGCCGCACUUUCAACGCGCACGCUCGCCCACACUAACCAAGAUACAACCCGCACGGUCCCCACACUAACCCAGAUACAACGUGCACGCUCGCCCACACUAACCCAGAUACAACGUGCUCGCUCGCCCACACUAACCCAGAUACAACGUGCACGCUCGCCCACACUAACCCAGAUACAACGUGCACGCUCGCCCACACUAA